Messenger RNA from Prunus dulcis (almond), 3779 nucleotides. RefSeq lists its product as uncharacterized. Lineage: Eukaryota; Viridiplantae; Streptophyta; Magnoliopsida; Rosales; Rosaceae. Bases 824 to 3595 code for a protein of 923 amino acids. The transcript has 12 exons. The record is from RefSeq and is a predicted model, not a curated record.
CAAGAUUUGAGCUUAAAUGCGAUUUCAUGGCCGUCCCCGAAAUGGGUUUGUUCAAGUUUCUUCAAUAUGCUUUUGUUCUGGUUACUGUUAUGGUGAAUGUACAAAACUCAGCCGAGUCAACGGUCCUCAUUCGUUUUGAUACAGCUCCGCCGGCACGGUCCCGGUAUUCUUCUGCAGUUUUCCGGUACUCAGUUUUGACGCUGAAUGGCUCCAAUGCAUGCAACAAAAAUACUUGUUCCGUUCACUGUCAGCUUGAUGGCCAAAAUUUGAGUCCAUGUCCAGCUAAGGUCAUGGUAUUCAAAAACCUGACCGUCAACCGUGAUCACAUAUUUCUUCUCAACGUCACAACUUGGGAUGGAGACAGAAACUCAUCAGCUUAUUCUUGGUUUAUUGAUACAAUACCACCAACUGCAACGAUUUUUAGCGAAAAGAAUUACACAAGUGCUGAAAAAUUAGCCAUUGGUAUCAUGUUUAAUGAAGCUUGCACAGGGAAAGGUGGCUUCAGGUGCCUCAACUCAUCAAACUGUGAUGUAAUAGUAGAUGGUCCUGGCCGUGUACAGCCAUCUUCCUUACGCAUGAUUAAACCUAGCAUCAGUUAUAGCCUUGAUGUAGUUCUCUCCCUGGCAAGUAUGUAUGGGCGUGUCGUAAUCAGAAUGGCAGAUGAUUUUUGUACAGAUCAGGCAGGAAACAGCUUUACAAGGACAAAUGGUUCCACUAUAAUCAUUCACUUUGGCAAGACAUAAGUCACAUUUGUACUUCAAUUAUGUUUUUAAACAAAAUCUCCUUUUGACUCUCCGAAUCUUACAGAUUGUUCACAUUUCUUAUGAAUGCCUUAGAUAGAAGACCAGUUCUUGCAGAUUUGUGGACCUCUGUUCCAGCCUACGAGUUGAUGAUCAAUGGGGUCCCUCGAACUAUCCUUGCAACUAAUAAAAUGGAGGACUUGAACAUAUUUUUGGACUUCAGCAUUCCCAUUAUAAACACAACCGAGCAGAUUCUGAAUGCAUUGGUUGUGAAUUCGGGUAACUUAGUACCUAUUCAUGGCAGAAAUCAAGGAAACCGCCGAUUUAAAUUCCAGCUCAGGAAUAUAUCUAGGACUGAAAUCAUCAAGAUUGAGUUACAAGCUGGAUUAAUAAUUGGCAGGACAGGCAUUCCUGUGUCACCGAUUCCCUCAUUUACGUCUCUUUAUGAUUCCAUGGAGACUAAUGUAGGGCUGAGCACUAGUUCUCCAAAUGUUACUAAGGACCGCGAUAUCAAUGUGAUUGUUGAGUUUACAAAACCAGUCUUUGGCUUUCAGGCCUCCAUGGUACAAGUGGUCGGCGGUAGAAUAACAAGGUUUAGGGAACUUUCAAGAGCUCUGUACUCAUUGAAUGUUUUGGCAGUCACUGAGCAUACGGUGUCAGUUGCUGUCCCUUCAGGGAAGGUAUAUGAUAUAUCAGGAAAUCUUAACAUGGCAUCUAACCAACUUGAAGUGAAACACUACUCAACCCCUGCAAUAUCAAUCGCAUUGCACUCUUUUGUUACUGUGGGUAUGUUAGCGACUUCACUAGCAGCUGCCAUUCUUUCAAUUUCAACUGCAAAUCUUGGAGCAGUGGGCACUCUUGCUUCUGAGAGUUCAAACAUUGUUGCGUCUGACUCAAUGAACCUACAUGGGAUGGUUGGACACCUUCAAGUUUUUGUUCUCUCAGACUGGCUCUCAGUUAAUCAACCAAUUGAAUAUUUAGAGACAACAAAAGGUCUUAGGUGGCUCAUACCUCGUCAAAAGCUUCCAUGGAAAAAGGAUAGCACUUUAGUUUGGCCCUGCCAAGAGAAGCUUGAGAGGAAACUCAGUAUCUCUUCGGUACGAGGAUCCCCCCAUGAAGGGACUAGAAUCGGGGUUGACUUCUAUCUCUCCAACUCUUCUUAUAUGCAGCAUGAAGUACCAGUGCCAAUUGAGGUGGACCCCAAGCCUGGUUGGCUUCAUGGGCAGCAUAACAUGCGUAUGACUCCUUAUGGACUACCUCUUCAUUCCAACGAAUACUUCACUUAUUUCUUGAGAGGAGAGCCAUUGUCUGCUAGCAAUGUCAUCAAGGGAAUGGGGAAUUACAAAGGGUGGGAAGAUUUACAGAUGAACUUGUUUUGGCUUGGUAUUGGAGGAGGCAGUUUAGUCUUAACCCAUGUGUUGAUAUUACUUUUCCUAAGAUGGAGAUUAGGACCACCAGCUCGUGGUAUACUCUCAGUGCCCGGAUUCGAGCUCUUUCUUCUGAUUGUCAUGCUACCAUGUAUCACUCAGUCCUCAACAUUUGUUAUGAAAGGAGGUACAACUGGGGGAAUCAUUACAGGGGCUUUGUUGCUGGCUAUCCCUGCAGCUCUUAUUUUAUCUGUGUGCCUUUUUCAAAUAAUUGCAAUCUUCUAUGGCAGUUUUGUUCAGUACAAGGAAGUUAAGCAUGUAGCUAGAAAAGAACCAUGGACUGAAAAGCUAUGGUAUUUUUUGACAGGGAGACCUAGUGCCGGAAAGUGGUUUUAUGAGGAAGGCCUACCUUCGUCUUUCCUUUUACGAUUUGGAAUUCUCUUUGAAAGUUUUCAGGGUCCUCCAUUAUUCAUCUUUGUUGAUCAAAAUGAACCAAACAGCAUAUCCAAAUGGACUGGAAGUGGUCAUAGUGGUAUUGGGAGAAUGCGACCAGUCAGCUUGGAAGACAGCACUGAAGAAAUUAAGACCCCGUUGUCCAAAAGGCUCUUGGGGUGUGCUAGAUCUUCCUAUAUUAUUGUUGAUCUUUCGAGACGGGUCUGCUUGGGGAUCAUAUCUGGAACUUACUCAUCGAGGAAAUCAAGCCAAAGCCUCUUCGCACUGGCCAUUACGCUGGUACAGUUCAUGUAUCUAUUUACUCUGAAACCAUACAUCAAGAGAGGAGUCCAUAUGGCAGAAAGUGUUUCUCUACUGUGUGAGGUGGGCAUAUUUGCUCUACUUAUCAACAUUAACGGCUCAAAUCCUGUCAAAGCAAGAAAUCUAGGAUUUGUGAUGCUAACUCUCCUCUUCCUAACCUUUGUCACCCAAAUGAUAAACGAGUGGCAUGCUCUGAUGAAAUCCCUAUUAAGACUCUCACAGCCUCAAAAGAAUUCAUUCAAGCUUGGAUUAAAGUUUGCUGCUAAGGGCCUUGUCCUCCCAUUCCUUCCAAGGAAGCAAUGGUCUAGAAUCAUACCUGCAUCCUCCCAACCAAAAACAGGGCUAGCUCCAGUCCUUCCUUUAAGUCCAGACACAAACUUUGAAAGAAGAGAUACGAGAGCACCACGCACUGAUCCAAUUAGCGCUAUGACUGCAACUGUAGUCCCUGUGAUCAGUCCUGGAUCCCCUGGCCUUGAUGUUCUUCAAAUGACAGGUUCCACUAACGUGGAGGCAACCGUCAGUACGCAGAGAGCAGCGGAAGCAAAACGGCAAAAGGGACUUAAACUAGAAUCUAAAAGUGAUCUGAAGAAACUAAGGGAGUUGGCAAGGGCAAGUUUUUCAGGUGACUCAAUUUUUGAGGAAGCUAGCACUAGCUACUGUUCUCGGAUGCAACUUUUAUCUGGUGAACCUUCACUGCAAACUCCCCAAGCCUCUACUUCUAGAACUAAACACUAGUAUGAAAUUUGUAAGGGUGGGGUUGGGCAUUUUGCUUAAGUUUACUUCUGCUCACAAUUUAUUUUCUCCCAAUGUCAUAUCAGCUUUUAAAUUUCUGUCAAUUCGCAUCAAUUUUCUGUGUAUCAAUGUUCUUUACAAUCUGGCAUACAAUUUUAUGCAAAGUCAGUAGCCCAAGAUUCUCAUA